Molecule: messenger RNA, 1098 nt
Organism: Sinocyclocheilus grahami
Lineage: Eukaryota; Metazoa; Chordata; Actinopteri; Cypriniformes; Cyprinidae
Exons: 5
Coding region: 60-1073 (337 amino acids)
Source: RefSeq, a predicted model, not a curated record
UCACUUUAGUUGUUUUGCUUCAAAUCAAGCAACCCAUUUCAUUGGUUCUUUUGAAGAAUAUGGCUCGAUUGCUAUUUAUUUUAUGGCUCUUGAGAGUAUACGUUCUAUGGGUGUUGUGCGUUGAAGCUGAUGGAACAAAGACUGCACCAGUGAAGAACAGAGAUCCCAGCAUUCAUACGACUGAUCUCCUGCUUCUUAAUAUUACCAGACAUUUUCAACAUUGUUUACCAUCAGACUCAAUCUGCGUGCUAAAGUGUUCAGCAUCCAGAGUUCAAGAAGCAAAUCUAACCUGGUUUAGAGAAAAGCAAGUAUGCUCCCAAGUCAGGGUUUUUCAUUUUAACCACGACCCCUCUCUACGCCUGUAUGUGAAAUAUCAGGACAAAAGCAACUACAGCUGUGUGCUGAACAAUCAGACCAGCAACAAGACUUUGUAUGCUAACAUCCCUCAACUUUGUGAGCCAUGCCCAGACAUAACACAGACAGCGCUGACAGUGAAGGAGGGAGAUUCUGUCACUCUACACACUAAUUUAAAAGACAUACAAAAGGAUAUUUUAAUUCGAUGGUUUUUUGGACCUAAUAAGAUUCUCAUUGUGGAAAUAAGUAAUAAUGAUAUCCACAUGUGUGUUGAUGAGAGAUUCAGAGGCAGACUCUUGGUCGACAGUCAAACUGGAGAUCUCACCAUCAGAAACACCAGCAAAACAGACUCUGGAAUCUUUCAACUACAGAUCAACCAUGAAUUUCACAACUGUUGGAGUUUCAAUGUUACUGUCAUUGAUCAUCUGCCCACUCCUCAAAUUUCCAAUCAAUCCAAUCACUGUCCAUCAUCAGACUCAGAAUGUGGGGUGGAGUGUUCAGUGGAGAAUGUGAAAUCUAAGGCGACUCUGUCCUGGUACAAAGGAAACAGUUCAUUGUCCAACAUCACCGUACCUGAUUUCAACUAUUUAUGUCUGAAGCUGGAUUAUAAGGACAACGGCAACUACAGCUGUGUGAUCUCCAAUUCACUCAUCAAUGAGACUAAGUAUCUCAUAAUUAGUGAAGUUUGUUCAGGUAUGCCAUCAUUUGACUUGAUUUGAUCUCUCAGGAUGUCUUUUUAUAUAA